This is a messenger RNA of Capsella rubella, 1488 nucleotides long. RefSeq lists its product as uncharacterized. NCBI's taxonomy places the organism in Eukaryota, Viridiplantae, Streptophyta, Magnoliopsida, Brassicales, Brassicaceae. The transcript is spliced from 4 exons. Bases 1 to 1488 code for a protein of 495 amino acids. The record is from RefSeq and is a predicted model, not a curated record.
AUGGAUCAAAGUUCAGAGAAACCAAAGUUCAAUAUGAGACUUCUCAUCGAUGAGAAGAAAAACAAAGUUGUGAUGGCUGAAGCUGAUAUGGAUUUUGUUGAUGAGCUUUGUGGUCUAUUGACUCUCCCAAUGGGGACUAUUGUCAGGCUACUGGAGAAGCAUCAAAAUCCCCAGUCUUCUCGUGUGGGUUGUUUUACGAAUCUUUACAAGAGUGUCUCUAACAUGAGUGUCGAUAAUUUUGAGACAAAAGCAUGUAAGGAUUUGUUGCUGUAUCCAAAGAGUUUGAAGGAGAGUCACUGCAGUCGGCUAAAGAUGAAUCUUGCUGAUACUGAGUCUCCCAGGUUUUUUGUGUGCCCAAGUUUUGAUUAUGGCAGGUUAUGCGGUAAGGUAUACAGCAAUACUUGCACCUCAAUAUGUAGUUGUGGAAAAUUAAUGACCCGUGAGGUUCAGAUUGAGGAAGAAGAUCAAGCAGAAGGUGAUGGAGUGUUUCUGAGUUUUAGAAGUUCUUUCAUUAUCACUGAUGAUUUAAAAGUGAUGUUCAACUCUAUUGCUAAUGUCCUGAGUGUCCUCAAUGAUCUUGGCUAUGCUGGAUUUGAUAAGUUACAAGAAAGGCUACUUGAAGUUGGUUCCGACGAAGUGCUGACUUUGCUAGGGUGUAUAUUCAAUUCAGAUACUCCCUUGACAGACACGUUUCUGAGGGGAACUUGUGUGUCAAGGAAGCAGAAAUGUCUGGCUGCAUUUGUGAAAGAAAGCAUAGUUGCAGGCCCACGUUUAACCUUGAAAGUUUUUGUUAGAAAGCUGGAUCGAGUCAUUCUUUAUGCAGAGUGCAGAGAAGAUUUCAUCGAUUUUCUUUUCUCGUUUCUUGCAAUUCCCCUUGAGUUUCUGGGGAAGUUUUGUAGUGAAAAUGCCAAUAUAGGUUGUGUUGAGAACUUGUGCAGAAGCAUAGAAGGGUUAAGCUUAGAGGGGGAGGGGGAAACUACAGUUGCCAAAUGUGUGCUUCCUUAUUCCUACAAUUGUCGUGCACAACUUCUUGAUGUUAUUAUUCAGGAAGUGCAAGAAUAUGAAUGUAUCGUGACUUCCUUUACUGCUAGCAAGCUGAGCAAAAAGAUUGAGAAGAAAACAAAUGGAAGUCAAAGAAUUUUGAAGUUGAGACCAGUGAAUCCAAAAUCCAAAGGCACUUCGGAUUCUACUGGUCUUGCAUUUGUUAAGGGAAAAACAAAGUUCAUGGUGUCGGAUGAUCUACAUGUUACUGCCAUGAACUCAUCUUCAACAAUUGCAGUAUUGAGUAAGUUGCAGGUGAACAUCAAUGAUAUUGAGGAGCAAGUAAUUAGCAUUGGUCAAGCUGAGGCCAUAAGCUUACUUAGAGCUUCCUUGGUCACAAACUCUGCCUUAACCAAUGGUCUCUCGAAGUUCCUUCCUAAAACAAAGCUCAAAAAAGCACCUCAAACAACAUCAUUUAUGAUACCUAAAACCGAAUCAACUCCAUAA